This is a messenger RNA of Terrapene triunguis (Three-toed box turtle), 797 nucleotides long. Its product is annotated as neuritin. The coding region runs from base 81 to 512 and encodes 143 amino acids. Gene Ontology annotation, cellular component: plasma membrane. Gene Ontology annotation, biological process: neuron projection extension; nervous system development. The record is from RefSeq and is a predicted model, not a curated record. Lineage: Eukaryota; Metazoa; Chordata; Testudines; Emydidae. The transcript is spliced from 3 exons.
CUGUUUUUCAGCUUUCCCCCACGUUUUCCAAAGUAACUAUUUAAAGAUCUGCAGUCGCAAAUGGUUUUACUAAAUGUAGGAUGGGACUUAAGUUGAACGGCAGAUAUAUUUCUCUGAUCCUUGCUGUACAGAUAGCGUACCUGGUGCAGGCGGUGAGAGCAGCGGGGAAGUGCGAUGCGGUCUUUAGGGGCUUCUCGGACUGUUUGCUCAGGCUGGGCGAUAACAUGGCCAACUACCCGCAGGACCUGGACGACAAGAGAAAUCUCCAAACGAUCUGCUCGUACUGGGAUGAUUUCCACUCCUGCACCCUCACAGCCCUCACGGAUUGCCAGGAAGGCGCGACAGAUCUUUGGGAAAAACUGAAAAGGGAAUCCAAAAACCUCGAUUUUCAAGGCAGCUUAUUUGAACUAUGCGGAGGAAGCAACGGGUCAGCUCCUUCCCUACUCCUCCCUGCCUUCCCCCUGCUCCUGCUGGCUCUCUCUGCAGCGUUAGUGACCUGGUUCUCCUUCUAGGAGGUCUCUUCUGGUAGAACACACAUACCCACCCACACACACACUCUCCAUAUACUGGAUUUAUAGAGGAAGUGUCCAUCCGUUUUUUGGGGACCGUUGUGAUUAUCUGUGAUGAUGAAACAUCCAUAUAGGAUUGUGGAAACGUUCUCUCUUUAUUUUGUGUUUUAUUUGCCAAAUGUUACCAAACAAUGAGCAACAAACAGCCAAAAUCGGACCUCAGCUUUAGUGUCUCUUCAAAUAAAAAUAGAAAACCCGAGCCCUUUGUGCAAAAGAAUCUCAGGAACG